Messenger RNA from Hordeum vulgare subsp. vulgare (domesticated barley), 932 nucleotides. RefSeq names its product major pollen allergen Cor a 1 isoforms 5, 6, 11 and 16-like. Gene Ontology annotation, biological process: defense response; abscisic acid-activated signaling pathway. Gene Ontology annotation, molecular function: signaling receptor activity; protein phosphatase inhibitor activity; abscisic acid binding. Gene Ontology annotation, cellular component: cytoplasm; nucleus. The record is from RefSeq and is a predicted model, not a curated record. The coding region runs from base 192 to 692 and encodes 166 amino acids. Lineage: Eukaryota; Viridiplantae; Streptophyta; Magnoliopsida; Poales; Poaceae. The transcript has a single exon.
GUGAUCUCCGGUCCAAGUUCAUCAAUUACUAUUUUAUGGAUCUCUUGCCUUGCUCUGAAUUUUUCUUUUGCACCUACUCUAUAUAAAUCAGCCCCUUGCUUGCUCUCACUCAUCACCGGUCUUCACUCUUCACUAGAACUUGCCAGCAGCGCUAGUGUGCAGCGAGCCACUGACCGACGGACAAGAACAAGAUGGUCGUCGGCUGUGUCAUCACCGAGCAGUGCGCCCUGGCGGUGUCGACAGAGCGGCUGUGGAAGGUGGUCUACUCCGGCGAGGACACGGCCGCCCUGCCCAAGGCCUGCGCAGGAUUCAUCGACACCGUGGACGUCGAGGGCGACGGCGGACCCGGCAGCGUCUUCACCAUGACGCUCAGCCCGGCGGCGGCGGAGCUGUCAGGCUCGGGCGUGAUGAAGAGCCGCGUGGUGGCACGCGACAACGCGGCCAGGGUGUUCAAGACAGAGGUGCUGGAGGGCGACAAGGUAAGUGGCCAGCUCAAGUCGCAGGCGGUCGAGAUGAAGCUUGAGGCGGCAGGGGAUGGUGCUUGCGUGGCGAAGCUCCGGGUAGAGUACGAGAGGCUGGACGGCGGUGGGGCGCUGUCGGUGGAGGACCAGGCGGCGCUCGCCGCCGGGUACCUCGACCUGCUCAAGAUGGUCGAGGCAUACCUGGUCGCCCAUCCUGCCGAGUACGCCUAAUUAAACCAAAACGAGAAAAAUCAACUCUCCCUUCGUUUGAAAUUAUUUGUCGCAUAAAUAAAUAAAGUAAUAUGACCAAGUAGCCUGUGUUGUUUGCCUCCUGAUCGACUUCGCGAGAAAAAUCAAUUGGUAAGCUUUAGUAUAAAUUAUUGAGGUAUACAUGAGCGUUUAAUCCCUGUUUUAAGCUCGCAUUUCGUGUGUAAGUUGCUUCAAGAAUUAAUGGAGAUAAAUAUUUGAGCA